Etheostoma spectabile (orangethroat darter) is the source of this 953-nucleotide messenger RNA. RefSeq names its product ORMDL sphingolipid biosynthesis regulator 2 (gene ormdl2). NCBI's taxonomy places the organism in Eukaryota, Metazoa, Chordata, Actinopteri, Perciformes, Percidae. Gene Ontology annotation, cellular component: endoplasmic reticulum membrane. The record is from RefSeq and is a predicted model, not a curated record. The transcript has 2 exons. The coding region runs from base 26 to 310 and encodes 94 amino acids.
GUUUUGCAUCUUGUCUCUGCAGGUGAUGUACUUGUUCCUACACACAGUGAAGGGCACUCCCUUUGAGACACCGGACCAAGGCAAGGCUCGUCUGCUCACACACUGGGAACAGAUGGACUACGGUGUCCAGUUCACAUCUUCUCGCAAAUUCCUCACUAUCUCACCAAUUGUUCUGUAUAUUCUUGCCAGUUUCUACACAAAAUACGAUCCCACGCAUUUCUUAAUCAACACAAGCUCCCUCCUUAGUGUCCUCCUCCCAAAGUUGCCUCAAUUUCACGGAGUUCGGAUAUUUGGGAUCAACAAAUACUGACAGAACUGACUGAGCUUUGGAUUUUUAAACACUGGACAUCUAGUUUUCUGUUUCUGCUGAACUAUUUUAAGUCUAGAGGUUGACAAGAAGAGAACCACUUGGAUUUGUCUUAACUGUACAGACUGUGUGGCGUAAUAUAUGAAAGUUGCAGUUUGUGCUGUCUCUUGCAGCAUGCCUGAGAAAAAUAGUAUAUGCACUGCUGCUGUUUCAUGAAAGUCAUUUAUUUCUUUACUGACAUUCCUUUUGUAAGUUCGUCAAAAGGCCAGACACCUUGGCUUCAAGAAAGAGCAAAUUUUGAACUGCACUGCUUUCGAAUGUGACAUUUAUUCAUUACUUGUCUGUCUCAGAUGAUUUCUGUUGCAAACUGCACUGGCUGCACAUCUGUAAAACUCUCUGUCUGUUGCCAUAAAUGUGAAUGAAUUCAUUGUGACAGCGUGGUUCAUGUUCCGAAUGAAGCUGGCACGUUUCCGUUUUCAUUUAUGCUUUUCUUCUUGAUUUACUAUGAUGGAUUUACCUGCAGCAUGCAUUUACGCGCCUACAAUAAACACUGCAGUCUGGCUAUCGGACACAUAAUCAUGUAAUUUACUGUUUUCUUAAAAAUCGGGAUGUUUUUUCCCACUUAUAAAAUGAGCAGUGAGAGCUA